Molecule: messenger RNA, 276 nt
Organism: Echinops telfairi (small Madagascar hedgehog)
Lineage: Eukaryota; Metazoa; Chordata; Mammalia; Afrosoricida; Tenrecidae
Product: 40S ribosomal protein S27-like
Exons: 1
Coding region: 1-276 (91 amino acids)
Biological process (GO): ribosomal small subunit assembly; translation
Cellular component (GO): cytosolic small ribosomal subunit; ribosome
Molecular function (GO): RNA binding; structural constituent of ribosome
Source: RefSeq, a predicted model, not a curated record
AUGUUGCCUCUCCUUAAGAGGAGAAGAGGAAUAAAAAAAGUCAGAAAAAAAAAAAAAGAGGAGAAGAGAAAACACAAGAAGCAGUGCUUGCUGCAGAGCCCCAAUUCCUACUUCAGGGUUGUCAAGUGCCCAGGCUGCCAUAAAAUCACCACUGUCUUCAGCCAGGCACAAACAGUAGUUGUGUGCAUUGGCUGCUCUACUGUCCUCUGUCAGCCUACAGGAUUUGGAAACGCCAGGCUCACAGAAGGAUGCUCCUUCAGACGGAAGCAGCACUAA